AUGGCCUCAUCAAAACGAUCAUCGUUGGGAUUACACAUGAUGAGUACGCGCAAGCGGCUCGAGCUGGAAGAAAUGUUUGCAGCGUUUGACAAAGACAAGGACGGCAAAGUAUCACCGGCCGAACUACAAGAAAUGCUAAAGUCAGCAGGCGUUAUUUCUGAAGCAUCAGACACGGCAACAACAACAACAACGGCGCUGCAAAAAGUGCACACAGACACCGAUGGCAAUUUGACGUUUGAAGAGUUCGCACGACUGAUGCGACCGACACUGUCCAACCCGGUACGGCUGACCAAGAAACAGCAAGAGCUAAAGGAGGCGUUUGAUGCGUUUGACCGGGACGGGAAUGGCGUGAUCCAUGCAGACGAGCUGCUGGCCAUGAUGCACCAGUUGGGUGAUCGCAUCACCAAGGACGAGGCAGUAAAGAUGAUCCAGGAAGCCGACCAUGACCAGGAUGGGGUCAUUAAUUUCCAUGAAUUUUCUCUCAUGAUGGGUGUCAAGCCACCUGCUGGCGAUGCUACCGAUCCCUUGUCGCCGCUGUCUUCGCCUACGUCUCCAACAAGUACGGAUACUUCAUGUCCGCAUCAUCAUCAUGAGCGUAAACACCAUCGGUACUCUGUACGCAAGUUCUUUUGUAAAUGCCAUCAGCAGCAGCAGCAGCAAUAA
Messenger RNA from Zychaea mexicana, 663 nucleotides. RefSeq lists its product as uncharacterized. Gene Ontology annotation, molecular function: calcium ion binding. Lineage: Eukaryota; Fungi; Mucoromycota; Mucoromycetes; Mucorales; Lichtheimiaceae. The transcript has 2 exons. The record is from RefSeq and is a predicted model, not a curated record. The coding region runs from base 1 to 663 and encodes 220 amino acids.